CUGGGGUCGGGUUUCUUCACCAAACCGUGCUCAGUUGCUUCUUUUUUUUUCGCUGCUGCACUACUUCAUCUCAUCAAGAUUUUGCAGAGAGAAAUUCAAAGCCUGUCGAUUUGCCUCGCCAAUUCCACAAACACAGAUUGUUAACACCCGUUUAUCUGAGUCGCAUUUCAGGCUGAGCUACAUACUUGCCAGCUCGUGAUAUUAUCGUAGAUUAGCAGCAUAAUAUCUGUCGCACAGAAACCAAUAGCAACACUCCUCUCAAGUCCCUGACUCUCCUUUACUCAGAGAGACGUUUACACCUGAACCUGUCAAUCCUCCCCAAAUCGUCCCACUAAAACAUACCUCAAGCGAUAUGCUCCACUUAAUCCGAACUCUGUUUUCUUUGACUUUGGUUUUGGCAUUUACUGUGGUGGCAUACCCUAGCCAAAGUGCUCUCCUCCAAAACGCGCCCAAAGGUUUGGGGAAACGAUUCCAGUCGAUCCGCCCUGAAGCAUCCGCCCCACGGCCAUGGGUUAAGACGGCCCGAGAUUUUCUUCAAGAAGCUCCUCAAGAUACGACGGCACAGCGCCUCGAGAAACGAUCGAUCCAACCCAGAAGUUUUUCGAAAAUUCGCCGACGUGUAGAGGCAGGUAUCGCUACCUCCCGCCAGACAACUGGAUUAUCCAACCCGCGCCCAUGGGUUCAAAAAGAUGAAGUUAUCUCAUCAAUGAAGUGACUGAAGAACAAUUUACUGGUAAAUAGGGGGAUCACGACGUAAACGGCUUCUGGGUCGCUCGGGAUUCUGAAAUUGGGUUCGAUUUAAUUUAUAGCUUCAUAGUGGUUAAAAAAAAUAUGACUUGUACUGCAGAGUCAAUUCAGAAACAGAUUUCUUGUAUAACCAACUCGGAGAGACCUCGAGGAACCAUGUAUGGUUGUGCAGGCCGAAGUUAGGCCAAGAGUAUCAUGAUUACAGGUUAUCAAAG
Messenger RNA from Puccinia graminis f. sp. tritici CRL 75-36-700-3, 962 nucleotides. RefSeq lists its product as uncharacterized. The record is from RefSeq and is a predicted model, not a curated record. The transcript has 3 exons. The coding region runs from base 353 to 715 and encodes 120 amino acids. Lineage: Eukaryota; Fungi; Basidiomycota; Pucciniomycetes; Pucciniales; Pucciniaceae.